AUGCGGCGAGGAACGGCCAGGUUUGCAAAAACUCUGAAGGAGGCCUCUGGGGUCGGCUGUGGAGGAGAGCAGUCGCGGUGUCUGGCUGCCCUGCUUGUAGAGCGUGGAGAGAAGGAAGACGACUUCUCUGACGACUUCUCUGACGACUUCUCUGACGACUUCUCUGACGACUUCUCUGACGACUUCUCUGACGACUUCUCUGACGACUUCUCUGACGACUUCUCUGACGACUUCUCUGACGACUUCUCUGACGACUUCCCCGACGACUUCUCUGACGACUUCCCCGACGACUUCCCCGACGACUUCCCCGACGACUUCCCCGACGACUUCCCCGACGACUUCCCCGACGACUUCCCCGACGACUUCCCCGACGACUUCCCCGACGAUGUCACAGAAGAAGAAACACGUGGUCCAAUUCUCCUAGAGACACCCUACUUCAGAGAGCUGCAUCAAACUUACCAUCAGACUGAAGAAGAAGAAGAAGAAGAAGAAGAAGAAGACAGACUUCAUGGUGGAAGGACGGCACGAUGA
Schistocerca nitens (vagrant locust) is the source of this 531-nucleotide messenger RNA. RefSeq names its product germ cell nuclear acidic protein-like. The record is from RefSeq and is a predicted model, not a curated record. The transcript has 3 exons. Lineage: Eukaryota; Metazoa; Arthropoda; Insecta; Orthoptera; Acrididae. The coding region runs from base 1 to 531 and encodes 176 amino acids.